UCGAACAGCCCAGAAACAAAAACAUGAACCCUAAUUUCACAUUACUAUAUAGAGAGCUUAUAGUCAAAUCCUCCGAAGCUAGGGUUUCUUUCUGCAACCAAAGAAAUGGGAAAAGGAACAGGGAGCUUUGGGAAGAGGAGGAACAAGACCCACACGCUAUGUGUGCGAUGUGGACGCAGAAGCUUCCACCUCCAGAAGAGUCGCUGCUCCGCCUGUGCCUUUCCUGCUAGCCGCGUCAGAAAAUAUAACUGGAGUGAGAAGGCCAUUCGCAGAAAGACAACCGGAACCGGCCGAAUGAGGUACCUCCGUCAUGUGCCUCGCAGGUUCAAGACUAACUUUAGAGAAGGUACUCAAGCAACUCCAAGGAACAAGGGAACAUCUGCAGCCCCUUGAAGUGUGGAAGGGCAUGCUGUUCUGUUUUUUUUUUUUU
Messenger RNA from Corylus avellana, 430 nucleotides. Its product is annotated as large ribosomal subunit protein eL37z. The record is from RefSeq and is a predicted model, not a curated record. Gene Ontology annotation, biological process: translation. Gene Ontology annotation, cellular component: ribosome; cytosolic large ribosomal subunit. Gene Ontology annotation, molecular function: RNA binding; structural constituent of ribosome. NCBI's taxonomy places the organism in Eukaryota, Viridiplantae, Streptophyta, Magnoliopsida, Fagales, Betulaceae.